GGGCACUCAGCUACAUCCCUGGCCCCUAGACUUUUUCAUCUUUUAAAACUACAGCUUUAUAUUCUUUGACCAGCCUUUUCCUCUUUCUUCCAGCUCUCUAUUCCUGGUAACUGUGUCUUUGACUUUUUUUCGAUACCACAUAAGUGAGAUCAUGCAGUAUAGCAGACAUCUCUGCCCAGUAUUAGCAGACUCUGGUUAAUUGCAACCCAGUCUCAGCACCCUUUGAUCUCUCCAAGCAACACAAGCAGUGCCUUCCUUCUUUACAUCCCUGUUUGCACAUCACCUAUCCCAGCCUGCAUAUCAGAUAUUCCUGCCUACAUAUUAUCAGCCAUGCCAGAUUCUUCCAGCCAGAUGCUUUCAGACACUUCACACUGUGCUGCUAGAUGUCUUCAAAGCAUACUUUUCCUACCUUCCCACACUUGUUGUAGUCAAUAAAAUACUGGGUGCCCUUUGUGCCCCUUUACUGCUCAGAGCAUCCUGAUUAGCCCAAGACCCAAUUCUAAGUGUUCUUUCUGUCUUUACUUUUAUUCAGCUUUGUGUUGUGUAUCACAGGAGGCCAGGACUCACUGCAGAGGUCUCUGGUAAUGUCCUCAUUCCCGUUCCCUAUAAUGCAGUAUUUUUUUUCCAUAUGGCUUAUUUCACUCAGCAUAAUAUCGUCUGGACUCAUCCAUGGUAUUGCAAAAGGCCAGCACUCCUCUUUUAAAACGUCUGAAUGAUAUUCCCAUGUAUAUCAUAAUUUAUUCAUCUGUCAGUGAACACAACAUUUUCAUAGCUUGACUUAUGAAUAAUUCUGCAAUGAACAUGUAUUGUAGAUAUUUCUUUAGAACAUUGAUUUCUUUGGGUAUAUAUUGAAAUAGUGGGAUUGCUGGAUCAUAUGGUGGUGGUAUUUUUUCGAUUUUUGAGGAGCUGCUAUACUGUUUGCCAUAAUGGCUUACUAAUUUACAUUUCCAUCAACAAUGAACAAGUAAUCUAUGAAAUGAUCACUAGAGGAAUAAAGCACGUGGGUCAAUAAGUCAGAAAUGAAAACAGCUAUGAAAAAAGAUUCAGGAACAGUAAAUUGAAGAGGUAGGGAAAAGCAAUUAGGAAUCAAGCAGCAAUUAGAUUUCUGUAGGUAGGUAGCUCUUCCCUGCUUCAAUUAGGAUAAUAGGUGACAUCUGUUAGAUUCUGAAAUAAAUGGAGAAGCAGGGAUGAACCAGCCUGAUUAGGAAAAAGAAGGGGUAAUGAUGGUGGAACGCAAAACAAGAGCACAAACUGCAUGAGGAUUUUGUGCCUGCGCACCUGAUAACCAAAUGGAACGCUUUGUCCGUGUUCCUUAUGUCUGGUACCAGGGCUAUGGAAACACACUGCCCUUGGGCCAGCCUGGACUCUCAAGGCACAAUCAAGCCAACUGGAGGCAAAAUAUGGGUCCCCCCACUUUCCUGGCCAGGCCAGGGCUGCUGGUGCCAGCAAAUGCCUCUGAAUACUGCAUGGAUCCUUACAGAAGGGCACACUUUAAAGCCAUUCUCACCCAGAUGAACCCCAACCUGAGCCUACGGCUGUGCAAGGCCAACACCAAGGAGGUGGGUGUACAGGUGAGCUUGCAGGUGGACAGGUCCGUGCAGUGCUCGCUGGGUCCUCAAACUCUGCACAGCUGCUGCCCAUGGGACAACACUGGCCACAGGGAAUGCAUGACAGCCUGGGGAGUCAGUUCACCAGUGAUUGGCCAUAGGAGUCUGAUCCAUUUAAGAAAGGAUGGAGAAGAUGGCAAAAACAAGGUGGUUUUAGGCCCUGGGGAGGCCAGCCAGCAGCCACCACCAAUGCCAAGGUCAGAAGAUGAAAGGCAGGAGGGACUGCCUCAGUCCAAGGAGUUGGUGGAGGAAGAUGUCAAGUGUCUUAGUGAAAGGAAGAGCAAGCAGGUACAAGGAGAUGCAACUGGCUGUCCACUUCAGAAGCCCAGCUUCCAGUUUUUGGAACCAAAAUACGGCUAUUUUCACUGUAAAGAUUGUAAGACUAGAUGGGAGAGUGCAUACGUGUGGUGCAUUUCCGGAACUAAUAAAGUUUAUUUCAAACAACUCUGUUGCAAAUGCCAAAAGAGUUUUAACCCUUAUCGAGUAGAAGCAAUCCAAUGUCAGACCUGUUCAAAGUCUCGAUGUUCCUGUCCUCAAAAGAAAAGACACAUUGAUCUAAGGAGACCUCAUCGACAAGAACUGUGUGGUCGCUGCAAAGACAAGAAAUUCUCCUGUGGCAAUAUUUCCAAUUUUAAGUACAUGAUAUGACAGGCAAUAUGGUUUAUGAACUCUUACACCUUACUGUAACUGUCUUUUUGGCAACUUAGCUCUGACUUGGCAUUGGAUAAUGGACUAGGCUUUUGUACUUUUUGUAGGUUGUAUAACAUUUGUAUAAUAUGAGUAGAAUAAAAUAAAUGCAUGUAUGUUAGACCAUGAAGCCACAUUAUUGGUAAUCUCAGGGUAUAUAGCAAUAAGAAAUGGUAGAUAUUAUCAGAUAUGUCACAGGAAUAAU
Molecule: messenger RNA, 2499 nt
Organism: Heterocephalus glaber (naked mole-rat)
Lineage: Eukaryota; Metazoa; Chordata; Mammalia; Rodentia; Bathyergidae
Gene: Zar1l
Product: zygote arrest 1 like
Biological process (GO): translation
Cellular component (GO): cytoplasm
Source: RefSeq, a predicted model, not a curated record